Molecule: messenger RNA, 1818 nt
Organism: Caenorhabditis sp. 36 PRJEB53466
Lineage: Eukaryota; Metazoa; Nematoda; Chromadorea; Rhabditida; Rhabditidae
Source: the annotation of a GenBank genome assembly
AUGCAGAUUUUCAAUCUUCUCAGCCGCAAUCUGCCCGGCGCAUUCAGUACGUUUUUAAUGAUUUAAACGAAAGCAGGCCCCAAAUGUGAAUUUUCAGAAAAUGCGUCGCUUUGCGAGCAGAAAAUGCAGCAGGUGGCCAUGAUUCAGGCGCGGCACCUAGCCGUUCCUGGCGGAAAAGCCGUUUUCAAGAGAGAUAAGCCGCAUUUGAACGUCGGAACGAUCGGACACGUCGAUCACGGAAAGACCACCCUCACCUCGGCCAUCACCAAAGGUUUGUACCGCGGAUUUUUAAAAAAUUAUGAUGUUCUAGCAGCAAAUUUUUGCAUCAUCUCUCGUCCCUGUCUGAUUAGAGUAUCAUUCUUUGCAAUUUUCAGUGCUCGCCACGUCGAAAGGAGCCAAAUACCGCAAAUACGAGGACAUUGACAAUGCUCCAGAAGAAAAGGCGCGCGGAAUCACAAUCAACGCAUUCCACCUCGAAUACGAGACGGCGAAGCGGCACUACGCGCACAUCGACUGUCCCGGACACGCGGAUUACAUCAAGAACAUGAUCACGGGCGCCGCGCAGAUGGAGGGAGCGAUCCUCGUCGUCGCCGCGACGGACGGCCCGAUGCCGCAGACGAAGGAGCACCUGCUGCUCGCGCGUCAAGUCGGAGUGCCCCUCGAGAAUAUUGUCGUGUUUAUGAACAAAGUGGACGAGGUGCCCGACGCGGAGACACGCGAACUCGUCGAAAUGGACAUUCGCGAGCAGCUCAACGAGUUCGGAUAUCCCGGCGACACUUGCCCAGUUAUUUUCGGAUCCGCCCUGUGCGCACUGGAGGGAAAACAGCCGGACAUUGGCGAGGAGGCGGUCAAGCAGCUCCUAGACGUGCUCGACAACAAAUUCGUGAUUCCGGAGCGAAAGACGAACGAGGAGCCGAUGUUCGCCGCCGAGCACGUCUACUCGAUCGUCGGUCGCGGAACCGUGAUCACCGGAAAGCUCGAGAGAGGUGUGCUGAAGCGAGGCGACAAGAUCGAGAUCGUCGGAGGCACGAAAGACGGCACGACCGUCAAAUCGGUCAUCUCGGGCCUGGAAUCGUUCAAAAAGACGGUCGAGGUCGCGGAGCCGGGAGAUCAGCUUGGAGUGCUCCUUAGAGGAUUGGGCCCAAAGGACGUGCGACGCGGAUGUGUCCUUCUGCCGCAGGGACACAAGCACAAGGUGACGGACAAGGUAAAGGCACAGUUGUAUGUGCUGAAGGAGAGUGAAGGCGGCGCCAAGACGCCCAUCGCCAACUAUUUCUCCGAGCACGUCUUCUCGCUGACCUGGGACAGCGGCGCGAGCGUCAAGAUCGUUGGCAAGGACUUUGUGAUGCCCGGAGAGUCCGCUGAGUGAGUUUGGGAUCUUCUCUCGGUUAAAAAACGGCAAUUUGACGGAAAGCCAAUGGAUUCUCUCAAAAUUGGCCUUUUCUUGGUUAAAAAUGAUUCAACGCCAAAGAAAUUUGAAAAUGAGCCUAUUUUAUAAAUUGAGCAAAGUCAUUUUAAACACGCGAAAUUUGCAGAGUGGAGCUCUCGCUGAACCAGCAAAUGUUCAUCGAGCCGCAACAGCGAUUCACGAUCCGAAAGGGAACGAAGACGAUCGGAACGGGCGUGUUCACCGACGUGCUGGCGCCGCAAUCCGACGCCGAAAAGGAUCCAAAAUCGAAGAAGAAGCUGAUGAAGGCCGAAAUGGAGCGGCUGGGCUUCAAUCCGUACGGAGAGCUCGCCGAGAAGCGCCUCAAGCCCGACUUCUCCAAUUCGCCGAAAGACAAUCCGGCUGCCAAGGCUUUCGAGGGACAGCCAUAA